AUGUUGGCCGAUAUUGUGGAGAUGGCGAAGAGACGGAUGCGCAGAGAAGCGGUGCUCGACGACGAAUUCGACAUUGAGUAAGGUCGGAUCACCACGCGUUUUUCCAUGCUUUUCAUCGCCAAACAUUUUUCGUGCAAAAAAAUCGCCUUAAAUCGCUCGAAACCAAGAAUGCGCCAGGGCACGAGAAACGCGCCAGGGCACGAGAAACGCGUCUUCUUCCAGAGUUCUGAACGUGGAAGGGUGCGGAGCGUCGUUCGAAGGAGUCGCCGCCGCCGCCGAACUCUAUCACGUCAACAAAGUCGACGCCUUCUUCGGACCCUACUGUACUAAAGGUACGCGUGGCCUAGCUUUUCCUCUUCCCCGCCGCCCUCAACUUCCAUUACGCAUUUGUUAGCAAUAAAAAGGCGGGAAAAAUGCAAUUAAAAGGGGAAAUUCCGUGAGAAAGAGCCAACAAGUUUCACUUUUAAUGUCAUUUCGACGAGCGGCAAAACGUGCACAUUCAUUAGAACGCAAAAACGGAAAAAAAACGGGAAGGAGUGACGUUUUUGUGAAUGUAUAAUAUCAACUUUGUUUGGUCGAUGAGUUCCUAGCACUUAUUUGCGAAUAUUAUGCAUCUUUUCGAGGUUUGUGUAUUAGAUGGAUAUAAUUUGAAGAGAAAUGGGAAAAUGAAAUGUUUUUUUCCAUUUUUCCACUCAAAAGUUCAACGUGAAGUUGAGCAUUUUUAAUUAACAUCCUUUUCUUCGAAAAUAAAGCCGCCGGAUUGCAUAGAAAAAUGCUCCAACUUUGAACGGGUACUGUAGCUUUAGGAGACGUGCUAUUGAGACCAAAACGUUUUUGAGUAAUCUUGGGGUCUAGUAGAGUAUUUUUGUAGUUGACACUUUUUCUCUAGAACCUCUCCCUCGAGUACUGUAGAUCUUGGAAGUUCGGACAAGUUUAGUGUACUAAAAUUGUAUCCUAACUUCCAGGGACUACGGUACUUUAGGCUGCGGGUGUAGGAGAAAUGUGUCAACUGUGAAAUUUUAGUACUUGCUAUAAACUUUACUUUUGUAGUUGAUCACUUCUUUCUAGAAUCACUCCCUGCGGUACUGUAGCGCUUAGAAGUUGGGCCUAGUUCAAGGCCGUUCAAAACUGCUCAAACUUCCAAGCGCUACAGUACCCCAAGGAUUGGUCCUAGAAAAAAGUGACCAACUACAAAAAUACACCACUAGACCCCAAGAUUUCUCAAAAAAAAAUUUGGGACCGAUACCUCGUUUCACAAAGCUACAGUAUCCGUUCAAAGUUGGUCCAUGUCCCUUGGUCCUCUAGAACAUCAUAAAAACGUUGUUUUUUGUCAAUUCCAAAUAAUCACACUUCCAGAGCUGUCCCCGGUGGCGACAAUGGCCUCGUACUGGAAUAUUCCGAUCCUCGCCUACACGGCCAUCUCCUCCGACUUCUCCGAUUCGCGAAUCUACAAGACGCUCGUCCGCACCUCCUUCCAGUCUCUCGAUUCGAUAUCCGACGCGACCGCCGCUUUCCUGGCGCACAAUAAUCUGACAAAAGCUGCAAUCGUCUCGAAUAUCGGACCGGAUUCGUUCGAAAAAGUGCAAAAUUUGGAGAGGGCACUGCGGGAGAAAGGGAUUACGGUAACUCGGAGGGUCAUGUUCGAGGAGGCCGCGAGUGCCGAGGAACUGCUCGAUAACGGGUACAUGGACGAGUUGAAGGACAAUAGUCGCGGUGAGUCACAGAUCAUUUCCACGAGUACUGUAGUCCUUGGAAGUUGGCACAACUUUUGAAUCGCCUGGAGUAGUCCCAACUUCAAAGAGCUACCGUACUCCAGAGAGUAGUCCUAGCAGAAAGUGAUCAACUACAAAAGUAAAGUUCACAACGUGAACUAUCUUUUCAUAGUUGACACUUUUUUUCUACAACCACUCUCUGGGGUACUGUAGCUCUUGGAAGUUAGGUCCACAAUUUCAAUGCACCAAACUUGUCCCAACUUCCAAGAGCUACCGUACCCCAGUGAGUGGUUCUAGAAAAAAGUGAUCAACUACAAAAAUACAGUACUAGACAAGAUGUAUUCACAAAACAAUUUUGAAACCAGUAGCACUUUCCCUAAAGCUACAGUACUCCUACAAAAUUGGUGAGCAUUUAUGAAGUGAGCAGGAGUUCUUUUGGAAAACAGCAAUUUAGCAAAGUGUUCAUUGAACUUCCCUUUCAAAAUCUGUUCUUACAGUAAUCCUGCCGGUGUUCUCUUCCACUCGAGACCUGUCUACCGUAUUCCGCAACGCUACCGUACUCUCGCAAAUGUCCUCCGCCGAUUUCGUCUACAUUCACCCCCUAAUGCUGACGAAAUCCGCCGGCGAGCCGCCCGUUUUCUACGGAAAAUCGUCGCAGACUAUUGUGAAAUCACAAUUUGCGAACACAAUUCAAAUCUACAACUCCUACGGAUUUUCCGACGAUUUAUUGGAUGAAUUUCUGAAGACUUUCGAGGGAAAACGCGUUUUUAUCGAGGAAAAGGACCUUUUCAACUAUGUGGCACUUUAUGAGAGCUUUUUGGUUUUCGCGAAGCUCUCGAAAAAGUAUCUGGGAAUGAAGGACGUGGAAACGGAUAAUAACGGACGGAAGAUCGAUGGAAAAGCGUUUUGGAACAUGGUCAGAGGGACCACUUUUGAAGGUGAGCGCUGAAAAAAGCUGUGCUCCAUAUAUUGUCGCUCUAUUUCUCAUUUUUUUGUUCUCCAUUCAAAGAAACUUUCAGGUGUUCGCGGCAACAUUUCGUUCGACAAUUCUGCUCAGAGAAUGAGCUCGUUUAGCGCGUUUUAUGUGGACUCUCGAAGGGAUCAGGUACGCAAUUGUUUAGAGCGAGAUUGUUACAAACAAAACGGUUCAGAUCCGAACAGUAGCUCUCAUAAACUCGACAAAAACCGAAAAAAAUUGCGGAGAAAUUGUUUGUGCCGAGCUGGUAAGUACCGUAUCUUUGAACGGGUACUGUAGCUUUAGGAGACGUGCUAUUAGGCCCAAAAUCGUUCUUUGAAAUCUUGGGGUCUAGUAGUGUAUUUUUGUAGUUGAUCACUUUUUUCUAGGACCACUCUCUAGGGGUACUGUAGUCCCUGGAAGUUGGGACAAGUUUAGUGCACUAAAAUUGUGUCCCAACUUCGAAGAGCUACAGUACUGCAGGGAGUGGUUUUAGGAAAAAAGUGUCCACUAUGAAACUUUAGUACUUUCUUUGAACUUCACUUUUGUAGUUGAUCACUUGUUUCUAGAAUCACUUCCUGGGGUACUGUAGCGCUUAGAAAUUGGGACGAGUUCAAGGCCGUUCAAAACUGCUCAAACUUCCAAGCGCUACAGUACCCCAAGGAUUGGUCCCAGAAAAAAGUGAUCAACUACAAAAACACACUACUAGACGCCAAGAUUUCUCAAAAAUUUUUUGAUCCUAAUAGCACGUCUCCUAAAGCUACAAUACUCGUUCAAAGUUGACCGGUUUUUUGACAGGUCGUAAGUGACGUCGUGACUAAAUACUGGUCAACUUCCACCGGAAAACUGCCCGAAUCGGAGCCCGAAUGUGGUUUCAAAGGCGAAAAUUGUGAUUACACGCAGACAAUCGUCCUCUCAACCGCUAUUGUCUGUCUGACAAUGUUGAUCAUUCUUGGCUUCUGGCUCAAACGCAUUUGGUUAGUAAUCGUUCAUUUGAAAAACAAUUUGUGAGUUUAAGUGAAACGAAGCAACUCGAAAAGAUGCCAUGGCGCAUUUUCCGUGGCGACGUGCAAAUUCUGGACGAGGAACAGGCGAAAUCCGUGAUCUCGAUAAACUCGAACACGACGAAGAUGUCACAAGUGGAGGCGAAACUCAUCAAAAAUCACGCGAUUGUCGGAGUCAACACUCACGCAGUCUACGAUAUUUACGAGCAGAGACAGGCGAUUCGGUUCCGCAGGGACGACCUGAUUCUGCUGACCAAGGUGCGCAACUUUUCAGACCACUCGCAAAAAACCGAAUUUAUCUGUGCUCUCAGUGAAGAUAUGAAAAAGUUGUCAACUGAAAAAAUGUUCAGUAUGACAUUUUGAACAUUUUAUUAGUUGACAACUUUUCGGUAUCUCUUGUGGCUACGGAGUUACAUGUAGUUUUGCAGAUGAAACAGGCGGUGCACGACAACAUCAACCCGUUCAUCGGAAUGUCGUUCAACGAAAAGAGCGAACUGCUCCUACUUUGGAAAUUCUGCUCCCGCGGCACCCUCCAGGACGUCAUCUACUGUGAGAAGUUCGAGUUGGACGAGAAGUUUCAGGGCGCAUUUGUGCGCGACAUAACGAUGGGACUCGAGUAUUUGCACUCGUCGCCCAUCGGCUAUCACGGCGGCCUCGCCAGUUGGACCGCGUUGAUCGACAAGAACUGGAUGAUCAAACUGACCGAUUACGCGGUUUGCGAUCCGCUCAAACGGUGGGAGAAGCACGGACGCAUCGAUUGUAAAGUGGACAACGAGUCGGAGCAAAAGUGGCAGAAAUCGGGUGAGCCAGUUUGGAAGAGCGGUGUGAGAAACGUGCAAAUAAAUUGUUGUCAGCAAGUCUAUACGUGCCUCCGGACAUCCGCACCGCCAACGAGACGAAUCGGACGCGUCGGAUGGACCAGCAAUGGCAGCAUCAGUCGCUUCUUCGCCGCCAACAGGCCGACAUCUACGCGUUCGGCGUCAUCAUCUACGAGAUUCUGUUCAGAAGUAUGCCCUACGACGAUCGGCUCGAUCUCACAGGUUCGUCUUCUCAUUUUGCACAACGACAAUAUCAUUGCAUUCACACGUUUUGAAGAGUUGGCGCAGAAAGCGGCCGAAGGCGAAAAGAUUCAGAAGCCGCAAAUUCAACGCAACAAAAAGUUGAAUCCCGAUAUGAUUGCACUGUUGCAGGUGAGUUAGGGGGGGCCUAGAAAUGCCCAAACUUUGAAGGGGUACUGUAGGCUUUUGCAGACGAACUAUUGACCCCAAAAUUUUUUUGUAAACAAACCUUGUCUAGUAGUGUAUUUUUGUAGUUGAAACUUUUUCUCUAGAACCUCUCCCCGGAGUACUGUAGCUCUUGGAAGUUGGGACAACAUAAGUACGCUUAAAUUGUGUCCUUACUUCCCAGAGCUACAGUACUCUAGGGAGUGCUUCUAGAAAAAAGUGAUCAACUACAAAAAUACUCUACUGGACCCCGAAAGUUCACAAAAAAAAGUUGGGACCAACAGGACAUCUCGCAAAGCUACAGUACCCGUUCAAAGUUGACCAACUUUUCAGGACUGCUGGAGUGAUCAACCCGACAUGCGACCGACGAUCCGGCGGGUCCGUUUGGCCACCGAAAUUGCGCUGAAAACGUAUCGGACCGCCCAAAAAACCUCCUAAAGUUCCAUUUCUUAUAGAAAAGGAAAUCUGGUGGACAGUAUGAUGCGAAUGAUGGAGGAAUACGCGAAUAAUCUGGAGAAGCUGGUCGGCGAGCGCACAAAAAUGGCCGAGGAGGCGAAUUUGAGGGCCGAGAGAUUGCUCUUCCAGCUUCUGCCAAAGUGAUAUUGUCGAGUUCUCAAAUAUUGUCAAUCUGAAAUGUGUUCCAGAGGCAUAGCGAUUGAGUUAAAGGCCGGAAGGACAGUGGAACCGAAGUUGUACCCGUCGGCCACCGUCAUGUUCAGCGAUAUUGCCGGAUUCACAAAGUUGUGCUCACAGUCCAGUCCAAUCGAGGUAACCGCGAAUGCGUCAAGGCACCAAAAGCACGUCAUUGCAGGUGGUGACGCUGCUGAACAAGUUGUACUCGGAGUUCGACACGGUCAUCAACAAGCACGACUCGUACAAAGUGGAGACGAUCGGCGACGCGUACAUGGUCGUCUCCGGCAUUCCGACGGAGAACGGCAAGCGCCACGUGGCCAACAUCUCCUCGGUCACUCUGGAUAUUGUGGAGCUGCUGAAGCGGUUCGAGGUGCCGCACCGGAGGGACUACCGGCUCACCAUCCGGCUCGGAUUCGCGACCGGAGCAGUUGCGGCCGGAGUCGUCGGACUCAACUCGCCCCGAUAUUGUCUGUUCGGAGAGACGGUACGGGCGUUUGGGAUCCUAGGCCACCAAUGAGAAAGUUAGGCCACCACAAUUGUUUGAUGCUCUAGACCAUCAACAUCGUUUAAAAGUCUAGGCUACCUGAUUUGAGCCUACUAAUUUCUGUUCCAGGUAAACAUCGCCUCAAUAAUGGAAUCCUCUGGGGAGGGCGGUCGAAUCCAAAUGUCCGAGUGCUCCAAAUCGUUGCUCUCCGCAGAGUACCCGGAAUUUGUGACCGAGAUUCGAGGCGUCAACAAAUCUGUGGUACUUUUUUCACCUUCCACCACCACUUUUCCAAUGCAAAACGACAAUUUGCAGAACAAAGACGACUUUUGCACGUUCUGGUUGAUCGGCAAAGACGAGGAAUACUUUCAGAAGAGAAACUUGUUGGAAUGA
Caenorhabditis sp. 36 PRJEB53466 is the source of this 6404-nucleotide messenger RNA. Lineage: Eukaryota; Metazoa; Nematoda; Chromadorea; Rhabditida; Rhabditidae. The record is from the annotation of a GenBank genome assembly.